Molecule: messenger RNA, 1215 nt
Organism: Saprolegnia parasitica CBS 223.65
Lineage: Eukaryota; Oomycota; Saprolegniomycetes; Saprolegniales; Saprolegniaceae
Exons: 2
Coding region: 1-1215 (404 amino acids)
Biological process (GO): translational elongation
Molecular function (GO): glutathione transferase activity; translation elongation factor activity
Source: RefSeq, a predicted model, not a curated record
AUGGCUUACACGUUGUACGCGCCCCAGGCCGGCUCCCGCGCCUUCAAGAUCUUGAUCGCUGCCGAAUACAACGGCGUCGACCUCAACGUCCCCGAGAAGUUCGUCAUGGGCGUCGACAACAAGACGCCCGAGUUCCUCGCGCUCAACCCGCUCGGCAAGGUCCCGUCGAACGCGAUCGCUCGCUACGUCGCGCGCCUCCGCGCCGACACGGGCCUCACGGGCAAGACCUUCUACGAGUCGGGCCAGGUCGACCAGUGGGUGGACUUUGUCACGAACGAGAUGGAGACGCCGCUCGCCGCCCUCCUGUACCCGAUCUUCGGCUACGCCAAGUACAACCACGACGUGCACACGAAGGCCAUUGAGGACCUCAAGAAGUCGCUCCACAUCCUUGAGAACCACUUGCUCCUCCGCACGUACUUUGUCGGUGAGCAGGUCACUCUCGCUGAUAUCUGCGUCUUUGGUGCCUUGCUCUACCCGUUCAAGUUCAUCUGUGACAAGGACUUCCGCAAGCCGUUCUCGAACCUCUCCCGCUGGUUCUCGACGGUCGCCAACCAGCCCGAGUUCGCCGCCAUUGUCGGUGAUGUCCCGCUCUGCGACGUCGCCACGGUCGCCGAGGGCGCCCCGGUCAAGGAGGUCAAGAAGGCCGCCGCCCCGGCCAAGAAGGAGAAGAAGGCCGCCGCCCCCAAGGACGACGAGGAUGACUUCGAGGCCCCCAAGGAGAAGAAGGUCGAGCACCCGCUCGCCAUCCUCAACCGCGAGUCGCCGGCUUCGAUGAAGCUCGAUGACUGGAAGGUCUGCUACUCGAACACCAAGGACCUCUCGAAGGCCAUGGAGUGGCUCUGGGCCAACGUGGACACGAAGGACUACUCGUUCUGGUUCAUGAAGUACAACUACAACGAGGAGAACAAGAAGAUGUUCAUGACGUGCAACGCCGUCGGCGGCUUCAUCCAGCGCUCGGAUGCCAUGCGCAAGUUCUCGUUCGGUGUCAUGGACGUCCUCGGCGCCGAAGGUGGCCUCAUCGAAAUCGUCGGCUGCUGGAUGUUCCGCGGCCAGUCCGCUGAGCACAUGAUCGAAGCCAACCCGGAUGCCGAGUACUACACGUGGACCAAGGUUGAGACGCUCGACGACGCCGCCAAGGCCCGCAUUGCCGCCUACUGGUGCAACGAAGACGACCUCGAGGGCAAGCCCAUCGCCGACGGCAAGGUCUUCAAGUAA